Plodia interpunctella (Indianmeal moth) is the source of this 2317-nucleotide messenger RNA. RefSeq names its product Lst8 (gene Lst8). Gene Ontology annotation, cellular component: TORC2 complex; TORC1 complex. Bases 216 to 1163 code for a protein of 315 amino acids. The transcript has 7 exons. Lineage: Eukaryota; Metazoa; Arthropoda; Insecta; Lepidoptera; Pyralidae. Gene Ontology annotation, molecular function: protein binding. The record is from RefSeq and is a predicted model, not a curated record. Gene Ontology annotation, biological process: TOR signaling; regulation of actin cytoskeleton organization.
GCCAGCAUGACAAUUGACAAUACCUAGCGUGUCAUAUUUUUAUGAAAUCAAAACAAAAUUUUAGAUCUACAAACAAAUGUGGUUUUCGAGGAUAAUACAAAUAUUGAACGCAGUAUUGUUCUGUCUAAUACCUAACUUUAAAUAAAUACAAUAGUAAUUUGAUUAUUUAGAAAUAAUAUUUAGUAUAAAGUUACGCAUUAGUACUAAGAAAAGUUAUGUCCGGGGACGGCAGCGGCGGCGGCAGUUCGCAGGUGGCCCUCGUCACAGGGGGCUACGACCACACCAUCAAGCUAUGGCAGGCGCACAGCGGCGUUUGCUUGCGGACCAUGCAGCACCCGGACUCGCAAGUUAAUGCACUAGAAAUCACACCAAAUGGGCAGAUGGUGGCCGCAUGUGGAUACCAGCACAUCCGCAUGUACAACCUGGCAAGUGCCAACCCUGACCCAGUCAUGAACUUUGAGGGAGUCACUAAGAAUGUCACCAGAGUUGGUUUUCAACAAGACGGAAAAUGGAUGUACACUGGUGGUGAGGAUUGUACAGCAAGAAUAUGGGACCCACGAGCCGGUUCACAGUUGACCUGCCAGGGCAUAUUCCAAGUGCCGGCGCCGGUGAACGCCGUGGUGCUGCACCCCGACCAGACCCAGAUCAUGGUCGGCGACCACAGCGGCAUCAUCCACAUGUGGGACCUACGCACUGAUCAGAACGAGCAAUUGAUACCAGAAGCUGAAGCGUCCAUCCAGGACAUAGCCAUCGACCCGGAGGGCAAGAUGAUGGCGGCCGUGAACAACAAGGGCAACUGCUACGUGUGGUCGCUGGGGGGCGCGCCGCCCCGCCCCGUGCCGCGGAAACACAUUCAGGCGCACAAUAAAUACGCGCUGCGGUGCAAGUUCAGCUUGGACUCCACUAUGCUAGUGACGACGUCCGGCGACUGCUCGGCGCGGGUGUGGCGCACCAGCGACUGGUCGCUGCUGCGCGAGCUGCGGCACGACUCGCAGCGCUGGGUGUGGGAUGCCGCCUUCAGCAUUGACUCGCGCUAUCUCUUCACAGGUUCAUCCGAUAGCUACGCGCGUCUCUGGGACGUGGAGAAGGGCACGCUGGAGCGCGAGUACUGCGGCCAUCAGAAACCAAUCACCGCACUCGCCUUCCGCGACCAAGCUGUCUAACGACAAACAACAUCUUCGAUUAAUUAUAAAAUUGUUGAUUUGAAAUUAAGAAAAAUAUUAAGUGACUUUUCGGUGUGAAGUUUUUCUAAUUUGAAUUGUGUAUGUUAUUCGAAGACCUAAACUAAAUUCUACGCGUGCCACAUGAAAGUGUGUAUCUGGCUACUCGUCAGUAUGUCGUAUCAGAUGCCUUUGGGGUUAUUUGAAUACAAUGUAAUAAAUGACAACAGUGUUAACAAUACAUACAUGAUAAGAGAGAACUUAAUUUUUUGUGUUUGCUCAAUAGUAGCACAAGAUCUUGUAUUUCUUAUGCCAUAAAAAAUGUUUCUCUUUAACAAAAAGCUCCCUACUGAUCCAAACUGCAUUUAAAAAAUUCGCAUUUAGUUUCUGAUUUUAGCUAGUUUGUAAUUUAGAUUUUACUCAGUAAUGUAAAUAUUGUAGAUAUGCUUAUACAGAAUAAAUAUAUUGACAUAUUAAAUGCUAAAAAUAUGCUGAGUUGUAAAACAAUAGUAUCAUAUGAAUGAUUCAUUUGCAUUCUUCUAGAAUGCUAUGGUAAUCCAAUCCUCGACGACCAUUUGAUUAGAAAAUAUAAAAUUCAUAAAUGUAUUUUGUAUUUCAGUAACCAAACAAUUAUAAUUUUAAUUGAUUACAUUUUACUUUUUUUUUCUCGUAUUUAAUGUUUGAAUCCGAAAUUAUGACAUUAUUGUUAUGCUCAGACUAAUGAAAAUGCUGUUAUUAGAUGUUCUUUUUAGGGACGAAUCACACAGGUUGAGUUAACCCCAAACUAAUGAACUAAACAAAUGACAUGAGUGGAGUUGUGUUAUGGGGUUCUAACUCAACGAUACUGUAUUUUACAACAUGCAUACCUAUGUACUAGAUAAAUUCAAGACCAAUUUGUAAUAGAUUUUCCAUCUUAUCCAUCGUAACCUGACCUACAGUGUAGCAGUGUCAUGUUAUUAACUAUAAGAAAAAAAUAAUCUGAUUUGACUUGUUGCAAAUAGGCAAAGAUACCGACAAUUUUGAUUUCACAAGUGCUUUAUUUAUCAAUUUAUUGUAAGUAUAUUGUGUUUGCAUUUACUAUGUAAAUGUGAAUAAGAUAAAUGUAAUUUCUAAAGGGGUAAUUUUAUACUACAAUUAAAUCAGUCAUGAAUUUACAA